AUGUCCCCCACUACACCAUCCGACCACUUCACCAAGGAGACAUUGACGUCCAUCCCACCUGAUGAAAAGCCUACUUACGCCACCCUCAAAAUUAUUCAUCAAGAGAUGAACGCCAAUGCCAUGGCUAUUCCAUCCACCAAUGGAGGAGGACAUUACGGCCACCUAGCCCUAGUCAUUCCAGCCGCUGCAUUCACAGCUCUCCCCAAUGCCAUUGCAUGGGUUGCUCCAAUCCAUCCAGGAGAAUCACCCAUUCAUGGAGUAGCACCAACUGCAGCACAGAUAUCUGAAAACAACAGAGUUUAUGAAGCCAACGAAAAGAAAUUUCUCACCUACAAAGCCACCGAAACUGCACUCAAGAAGCAGCUCCUCGAAGCCAUUCCUGAAACCUUCAUCAAAUCAUUGAAGCACGAAAUGUAUGGAUAUGCCCAAAUCACCACACUAGAACUCCUCACACACUUGGACACUACAUAUGGCAACGUCAAUGCCGAUGAUUUGGAGGACAACAUGAAAAGAAUGCAUGCACAAUGGAGCCCAACCCAAUCCAUCGAAGAUCUCUACAACCAAUUGAAGGAUGCACAGAAAUUCGCAGCCGACCACGAUACCAUCUCUGACAAAAUGGCAGUACGAGCUGCUAUUAAAAACCUCACCAACAGUGGCGUUUUCACCGAUGCCAUCAAGGACUGGAGGAAGAAACCAGACAAUGAUCAGACCAUGGCCGCGCUUCAAACCCACUUCACGGAAGCCGACAAAGAACGACGCCGCAUCCUCACAAGCAAGGAAGUCGGAUAUGCGAACAAAGCAGCCGCAAAACAGCCAGCAAAUGACAAGGCCAAUAUCAUCAUGAACGGCAGUGGUACAGUAAUGUAUUACUGCUGGACACAUGGCCUCGGACCCAACAGCAAUCACACCAGCAGGGAUUGCACCAAGAAAGCUCCUGGACACCGCAGUGAAGCAACCGGAGACGACAUGUUAGGAGGAUGCUGCAUUAUCCGACGCAAAGCAGGAGAACGAGCUGUGUAUCGUCGUCCCCAGCGCCAGGAACGUGAAAACGACGAAAACACGCCUCCAGCCAAUCGCACCUGA
Messenger RNA from Seminavis robusta, 1083 nucleotides. The record is from the annotation of a GenBank genome assembly. Lineage: Eukaryota; Bacillariophyta; Bacillariophyceae; Naviculales; Naviculaceae.